Cryptomeria japonica (Japanese cedar) is the source of this 2638-nucleotide messenger RNA. Its product is annotated as trihelix transcription factor GTL1. The record is from RefSeq and is a predicted model, not a curated record. The transcript has 2 exons. Bases 341 to 2332 code for a protein of 663 amino acids. Lineage: Eukaryota; Viridiplantae; Streptophyta; Pinopsida; Cupressales; Cupressaceae.
AUCUGUCUUUAGGGUAGUUUUGGUUGUUGUCUCUUGUUUUUCUUUAUUUCUGGCGAAUCCCUCUGCAAAUGACACCAAAGAAAUGGGGAACUUGAAUUUGGCACUUGACGGGCACCAACCAGUGCUGUUGGAUUCAUCUUUGUGCUAAUUCCAAUGGUAACCCAAAGAUAAUGCAGGGCAAAGAGAUUGUCUUUCAAAUUGCUUGUGCAUUAUCUUCUUGAGCAACGGGCCGGCUGCAUAGAACCGAGGGCUUUAGAGCUAUAGAGGCAAUUUGUAGAAACACUUGAUCUGAUUUAGUAGUAAAUAAAGAUCUUUGGGCGUGUGUUUGGAGUUGAAGAAGAUGCAGAUAGGAGAACAGUAUGGACUGGCAGAGUUGCAGCAGUUCAUGGUGGGGCGUGGUCAUAUGCUGAGCCUGGCACAGGAAAUGCCGCCGGAAAUUCAUCUUCAGUACCAGCAACAGCAGCAGCAGUUCCAUGCCGCUUUCCAGCGACACCAGAUCGAAUCCCACCACCAUCAACAAGGGCAUAUAAUUUACCAGGAGGACAAUCGCCAAAACCACCAUAACUACCAUCAUCUGCACCAGAGGCAAAGCAGUAAUAAUAAUAAUAGUAAUAAUAACAACAAUGGGAAUGGGAAUUGUAUUGCGCAGCAAUUGAGUUUGGGCUCGGAUUCUACCGGGGCGCCAUCUUUGUCUGUUUCGCCCCCGCCUUCCAAGCGGACGAUAUCGCCCCCCGGGAUUAUCAGCAAACCUCAAGCUGUUAGCGUUAAUGGCGUUGGGAGGGAUCUUGAAGAUUAUGACGAGGGUUUCGAUGAGGGCGAUAGAAGCGGCGGCGGUGGAGGAGGAGGAAACAGCCGCUGGCCGAGGCAGGAAACCCUUACGCUGUUAAAGAUUAGAUCAGAAAUGGAUUCUAAGUUCCGCGAAGCCACGCAUAAAGGACCUCUCUGGGACGAAAUUUCAAGGGUUCUGGCAGAGCACGGCUACCAGCGAAGCUCGAAGAAGUGCCGGGAGAAGUUCGAGAAUCUGUACAAAUACUACAAGAAAACGAAAGAAGGCAAAGCAGGAAGGCAAGACGGAAAGCAUUAUCGUUUCUUCAGCCAGCUCGAGGCUUUAUACGGAGGAAGCACCAUUGAUGCUGCAGACGCUUGUUUGCGCACAAAUUUAACGGAAAGUCCCGCUGGAAUGGACUUUGGAGGUGAGGCCGCGGCCUCACAAAAGUUUUCCGAAGCCUACAACAAUAAUAACAGCCCGGGAGGCUUUAGCUUAUCUUCAGAUUCUUCUUCGGAAGAGGAUGAGUGCAAAGAAGAGGAAAUCGACGAACAGCAAUUAAUCUCCAGACGCAAAAGAAAGCGCAAGCACUGGAAAUCCAAAAUGAAGAGCUACUUCGACGCGCAAAUGAAGAAAUUCAUGGACAGGCAAGAAGCCUGGCUGCGGAAGGUUCUAGAAACCCUAGAACAAAGAGAGCAAGAAAGAAUCGGCCGUGAAGAAGCCUGGAGGCGCCAAGAAACUGCGCGUCUGGACCGCGAGCAUCAGCUCUGGUCACACGAGCGAGCCCGUGCGGCUACCUGCGACGCCGCCUUCCUCACCGCCUUACAGAAAAUCACCGGCGAAAAUUUCCAGCUGCCGGGAAUAAUGGCGGCUCCGAUCAACAUCACUCCCGGCGACUUCUCGCACGACCUGCAGGACAUCAAGGAGCCAUACGAUCCAAACAACAAGCGCUGGCCCAAGCCGGAAAUACUGAGCCUAAUUCGCCUUCGUACGAGCAUGGAGCCGCGCUUUCAAGAAGCCGGCGCAAAGGGCCCGCUCUGGGAAGAGAUCUCCGCCGGAAUGUCUUGUCUUGGAUAUGACCGUAGCGCAAAGAGAUGCAAGGAAAAAUGGGAGAACAUAAACAAAUAUUUCAGAAAGGCAAAGGACAGCAACAGGAAGAGGCCUGAGAAUUCCAAGACCUGUCCUUAUUUUCAGCAGCUCGAUUCACUGUAUCGCCAGGGAGCCUUGGGAUUCUCAAAUAUUACAAAUCCUUCUAAUGCCGCCAUUAUUACUAAACCUCAAGCUGCAACUUCUCCUGGCAAGCUGGAGGCCGGCCAUGACGAAGUACCUACCUUCACUAGCAGCCAUGAAAAUGAUGAUGUACGGGAGGCCGUAGAAACCCUAGGCCUCAUGCCGUCUGAGGAUGGCGUAGCAAAUGAUAGCAGCAACAACAAUAAUCAUGGUAGCAGCAACGCAGGAGCAGGAUCUGGAGCUGCUUCUUCCUUCUUUGAGAACGGAUGCAACUGGGAGGGUUAUCCGAUGAAGCUCAAAAUGAAGCAGCAGCAGCAGCCGCACAACCACCUGUAGCGUCACACUACUGUGAGAGCUCAAUCCUGCAUCGCCAUUAAAGCUAGCAUUUUGUCAAAUAUUUAAAUAUUAUUGUGUUUCUUCUUCUUCUUCUUCUUCUUCUUUCCGAUUAUAUCUUAUUUUGAAGGCAGAUAGGAAGUUGAUGAAAUAUUUUUAUUGCUUAGACGAUACAGGAUCACAUAUCAAGUCCUUCCUUCCUUGCUUUUUGUAUAUUCUUAUGUAUCAGUAAUUGCCGUUCUUGAAAGACACUAAUUUUUGUAUUGAUCUGCAUAGCGUUAUUAAGAACUGUACUCCCGUUUUUGUUUU